AUGAGUGUGGGAAGGGCCCACCACCACAGCUUCCUGUCCUGUGAAGAAGAAGGACUUCGGCUGAGUACCAUGCCUGCCGUGGGCAGCUUUGGCAAUGGCAAAAUCCACACAAGACGCAAAUACCACAGCCGCUUUGUCAGCAAGACUGGCCAAUGCAACAUCCACUUUGCAAACAUGGAUGAGAAGUCACAGAGGUAUAUAUCUGACAUUUUCACCACUUGUGUGGACAUCCGCUGGCGGUACAUGUUCCUGCUGUUCAGCCUGGUAUUUGUGGUGUCCUGGCUGACGUUUGGCCUGGCGUUCUGGAUCAUUGGCCUCCUGCACGGGGACAUGGAAGACCGUGAAGGGGACAACUUUGUCCCUUGUGUCUCGCAGGUCAACACCUUCGUGGCAGCUUUCUUAUUUUCUAUUGAAACCCAGACAACCAUUGGGUAUGGCGCUCGCUGUGUGACAGAAGAAUGUCCGGCCGCUGUCUUCAUGGUGGUCUUCCAGUCUAUCAUAGGCUGCAUCAUUGACGCAUUCAUGAUUGGUGCAAUCAUGGCCAAGAUGGCCAGACCCAAGAAGCGUGCACAGACACUACUGUUCAGCCAUAACGCUGUGAUUGCCUUGCGUGAUGGGAAGCUCUGCCUGAUGUUCCGGGUCGCAAAUCUGAGGAAGAGCCACAUCGUGGAGGCUCAUGUGCGUGCCCAGCUGGUGAAGCCCCGUUACACCGAGGAGGGCGAGUAUAUCCCCCUGGAUCAGAUUGAUAUGAAUGUCGGCUAUGACAAAGGCACAGACCGUCUGUUUUUGGUUGCUCCUCUUACCGUCAUACAUGAGAUAGAUGAGGAAAGUCCACUUUUUGGCAUCAGUAAGCAAGAUCUCGAAACUUCUGACUUUGAGAUUGUAAUCAUACUUGAGGGUUUGGUGGAGGCCACAGCUAUGACGACACAAGCGCGCACCUCCUACGUGCCCUCUGAGAUCCUGUGGGGUCAUCGCUUUGAGCCCCUGAUCUUUGAGGAGAGGAACCAGUACAGGAUAGACUACGCCUACUUUCACAAAACGUUCGAGGUACCAUCCACCCCCAGAUGCAGCGCUAAAGACAUGGAGGAGAGAAAAUUCCCAACGUCUGGCGCCAACUCCUUCUGCUAUGAGAAUGAGCUGGCCUUCAUCAGCAGGGAUGAGGAAGAAGAAGAUGCUCAGAAAGGGCAAGACAAAGUGUGCUCAUCUGAGCUGACCGCCAUGAGACAGGAUCAGCCACCUUCGCGCAGAGAGUCAGAUAUUUAA
Menidia menidia (Atlantic silverside) is the source of this 1263-nucleotide messenger RNA. The record is from the annotation of a GenBank genome assembly. NCBI's taxonomy places the organism in Eukaryota, Metazoa, Chordata, Actinopteri, Atheriniformes, Atherinopsidae.